Molecule: messenger RNA, 1966 nt
Organism: Polychytrium aggregatum
Lineage: Eukaryota; Fungi; Chytridiomycota; Chytridiomycetes; Polychytriales
Exons: 12
Coding region: 52-1782 (576 amino acids)
Biological process (GO): negative regulation of centriole replication; protein autoubiquitination
Cellular component (GO): peroxisome; aggresome
Molecular function (GO): ubiquitin protein ligase binding; tumor necrosis factor receptor binding; zinc ion binding
Source: RefSeq, a predicted model, not a curated record
GCUUGCAUCUGCUUGGGCCGGCUCCACGACGCUGCCGACGAUUCCGCUCCAAUGUCGGCCAGCCGCCUCAAUCGCCUCCGCUCAUUUGGCCUCAAUAUCCCCGGCGAUCCCGAUCCCGGCACCUUCAGCGAGGACCCCAGCGACGACAGCAUGUCGCCUUUCACCAGCCGACUCAGCAUCUCGUCGCUUCGUGACGAGAUUCGAGCAGGCCCCUCUCGCAGCCCGGCGUCAAGACAGAGGCUUGCCACCCAGCCGAAUAUGGCUUCGCCAAGCAUACCAACCCAGUUUGACUAUCUCAUCCAGUGUAUCAUCUGCUUUGAAGCGCUUGCCGACCCGGUGAUGUGUCCAUCGUGCGGAAAGGCCGGAUGUGAAAGCUGCAUGCAGAAAUGGCUCCAGCGGGGCCGCUCGCAGUGUCCGCACUGUCGCAAGGCCCUGACGGCCAGCAGCCUCAUCCCGUGUCGAUUCAUCAGAGACUUUGUGCAGGAGCUGCAAGUGUAUGUCGCCAAGAGCCAGGAGCAGAGUGCGGGCACCUGCAGAAUCCAUUCCCAGCCCUUCCAAUACUACUGCAUCGACUGUCUCGACACACUUUGCGCCGACUGCGCCAUCUUUGGAUCAGGCCAUAAGGGCCACCGAUUCGAAAAGCUCGAGACUGUCUUUCAGUCGCAGAAGCAGCUCAUCGACAACAAGCGGCAUGAGCUCGAGGCCCGACUUGACGGCUUCAGUGAGCUUUUGUCAUCAGCUGAUGAGAAGGUCGCAUCAGUCCAUGCCGUAAAGCGCGAGAUCCUGGGCCAGUACCAGACAGUGCUGAACGACGCAAUAAUGAGACUCGAACGGGCCGCGGCUCAGCAAAUUGAGAUGAUUUCAGACUACAAGAGAGACGUCCUCUCCGAGUCUGAACUGAUCAAGACAACGCUGGAGAAGGUGCGGGAGCAUGUCGAGCAAACCACCCAGGCCGAGGUGAUCAUCAACUCGGCCAAAAUCAUCGAGUUGAUGGACAAGCAACACCGAAUUCGCCCUGCCGAGUUUCGACCGCUGCAUGUGGAAUCGCUCCAAAACGAGUUUGUCCCGGACUACAUUGGAUCCACGUUCCGCAUCCACAACUUCAGUACGGCCCGCGCGUCGUCUGAUCCACUCUACUCGCCGCCCUUCUUGGCAGCCGGUCUGCUCUGGCGCCUCAAGGUCUAUUGCGGUGGAAACGGCCAGUCAAGCGGCAACUUCAUGUCGGUGUUCAUUGAGCUCGUCAAGGGUACUAGCAAAACGGCGACCUAUCAAUAUCGUAUUGAACUGAUCAAGCUUGUGCCCACCAUCACCGGCCAUAACUUUACUCGCGAGUUCAGCUCUCAGUUCGAUGUGGGCGAGUGUUGGGGCUACAACCGCUUUUACCGACUCGAGACGCUUGAGCAGCGCGGCUAUAGAGAUCCUGUCGAGGAUUGUAUCGAAUUCAAGUACUAUAUCCGCGCACCGACAUACCAGCAACAGUCUCACGACCUUCUCAGGUUCUGUGUCGGGCUCGAACAGGAGAGAUAUCCUCCACCACCGCAACAUGCGCAGACAUCCGUGCCUGUCCUAAAUACCUCCCCUGAAGCGCAUCCCGUUGUCAACGGCGAUGUAUCUGGGCUUUUCCCGAUCAAUCACCAAGCACAAACAGUCGGCCCACACCCACAGCAGGGCUCUGAGGCAGUGGAGACAAACUUGCCGUCCGCAGUGACCGUCGCCUCUGGAGCCGUGACCAAUGAGCCAGUCCAACGCCGAGCAAACCUACAAGACCCUCAAGGAGCGUGAGAGCAUCCUACUCGCUGCUCGAGAGCCUGCGGGGUUGCAGUGGCGCUGCCAAGUCCCUCUCACCAAGGUCAUUCCUCCGGUUGAAAGCCCGCUGAGGACACACGAGCCUCAAGAGCAGAGCUCCACAUGCAUCGAAGCAAUGAUCGCUGAGCUCGUGGAUACUACAAGCGACGAAGAGCAGCCC